Messenger RNA from Pomacea canaliculata, 3026 nucleotides. RefSeq lists its product as uncharacterized. NCBI's taxonomy places the organism in Eukaryota, Metazoa, Mollusca, Gastropoda, Architaenioglossa, Ampullariidae. The record is from RefSeq and is a predicted model, not a curated record. The transcript has 3 exons. Bases 906 to 2030 code for a protein of 374 amino acids.
UUAAGUGAUGUUGCACGCUUGUGCAUGUGUGUGAGUGCGCGUGCGUUCGUGUGUGUGCGCGCGUGUGUGGGUACCUGUGUAAAUGUGGUAUGUGUGUGUGUGCGCGCGCGCACGUGUGUGUGGGUACGUGUGUGUGUGGCACUCCGCGUUCCCUGUACACGCAUGCUGUCUUCGUGCGGUUCACUGCCCGCCAGUUGUUUGGCGUAAGUGUCCUGCUGCACUCGCCUUGUGGUUGCCGUUGCAGUUUGUGUGUGAACACGCCAGCUCUGCCUGCAGCAGCAGCAGCAACCACACCAGCAGCAGCACGGAACAAUUUGCACGAGCCAGCCGCAUCCAACUCGGUAUUCAGAGUCGCAGAGCAAGUGGUGGUGGCUUCGGUAUAUAGGCGAAGGCGGUAAUCGUGGUGGGUGGAGGUGGGUGCAACAACAACCCUAGUAGUCGUUGUAGUGGGCCUGGUGGUUGACGCUUGCGGUCAAGCCAGUGCACACGCGUUCACAAGUGACCUUUGGGAGGAAAUGCGACAGGGGACACAUAUCCGGACUCGAGCGAAGGUCAAGGUGUAGUCGCACGUACGGACGAACGGAUGACGGUGUCGCGGUAAACUGGAAGCAGACGAUCCAACCUUUGAAUGUGACAAAGGUCACGUGACAGCGGCACAUACAGCAGUGGAACUGGUGUGCUCCACUUGCUUCCGCUCAUCUGUGGAGACGGGGUGGAGGACAAAGCAGGGGGAGGCUAGAAAUCACCGUUCCUGCGCCAGAAUCGUGGUGCAGUGGUGGCACGAGUGUUGACGAUCACGACUUUGGUAGCAAUCUACAUCUUCUACUGAGUCACGUGACAACCUCCAUUUCCCCCACCCUUUCUUCUAUUCAUCCUGUUGACGCCUUGUUGGUGGUAGGGUGAGUAUGGAUCUGUCCUCGAUGAGGGCGGCCGGUGAUGCACCAUAUGCAGGACCUCGUGACCCUGGGAAGCGCAUCAGGUUUCUCCAUUCGGUGCUGCAGGAGAGGGAGAAGGUCUCCCCGUCGAGAGGAAAGCCCCACGACUCUUCCACCAAAUCCUCGGGCAUCUUCGGGCACGAUCCGGCAAACUCCACACGCUCCUUCAUUCUCGCGAGAAAGCCUCGCCAGCCCUCGAACGACAGCAGCACGAGGCCCAGCGACCGCCAUGCUGGCAGUGACCGAAAUCCCGUCGCCAAAAGGGCGCGAAAGCAGGCGUGUCCUAGGAAAAGACUGUGCCAGGGACGGGUAGACACACCCUUGCCAGCGGUGGAGGCGGACUACACGGCGUCCGAACUCCUGCGAAAGAUGUGUGACGUCAUGACUUCACGCCAUGACGCCACCGGCCGGGUGUCGGGGGCCGUGCGCAAACUGCGAGCUCGCGACUCUGUGCCACGAGACGCCACGUUCGCCGCGGAGCCCUCCUCCCCUCGACCCCAAGACUCCAUCGCACUCGAAACUCCACUCCAGGGGGAUUCCCCUGAGGCAAGCCUCCACGGCGCCUCUGGCCCGCCUAGUCGGGAGAAGCGCAAAGAGCUGCGCCUCUUCGGCAAAGAGUACACGUCACCUUCGGGGAGGAUCUACCCCGAACGAAGGGUCCGGGAGAAGGACUGCUCCAAGUGUCGCUACAACUGCUCGCAGAACGUCUCCCCUGCCCAGCGCCUGGCCAUCUUCACACACUUCUGGCGCCUCGACUCCUACGUCAAGCGCCUGCACUACUACUGCCACAGCAUCCGCGAGAAGCCGGCCAAAACCAUGACUCACACGCGCGAGUGCUCACGGGAGUACACCUUUCUGGUGGACGGCAAGCGGGUGCGUGUGUGCAAAGGCUUCUACCUCGCCACCCUGGACGUGUCGGACAAGGCCGUCCGCAUCGCCAUGGAGAAGCGCAAGCAAGGGAGGGCCGUGUGGGACAAGCGGGGCCCGCAGCAGCACGGGGCCACGUGCAAACUGCGGGACACCUGCCGACCAUGUCAACAUGCGGGUACCGCUCUCUUCACCGCCGCACUCGGGUGUGAUUGCGACUGCGACUGAUCAGCAGUGCUCAGGCUUCACGUGUAGUCAUGCAAGGCUGAAAGAGUCGCCAGUCCAUGUCACAAGAAGGUUGGGGAGGGGUCUGUCGCCAAAUUAUAGCGGGUAUGAGAAAGGGGAUGGGGGAAAUAAGAGGUGGUGUUACACGCGAGCCAGCAACAAAACGGUCAGCCCUCAAAUGAAUGCCUCAUGCUGAAAAAGAAGAGCAUGUAUAAAAUCCAGAACACGUGACACUGUAAUAAUGUAAUUGAAGAAUAGCGCUAAACAAUUGCGCCAUCGCGGCCACCGCAGGAGACGUUUGAUUAAUCAGAACAGGACUUGGAAAUAGGAAUUCUGUAAACGUCCCCUCAAUUGAACAAAGGGCAGGGAACAUGAGUAGUGGCAUUGCAGUAUGACACAGUAGUGAUAACACUGAUGACAACAACCAUAACAGUAACAGUUUGAAUAUGAUAUUAUUUUCUAAACUACGUAGCAUUUCUUUUUUGACCAAGUGACCAGAACUUUGUGUUGGUGCAAAAGGGUGAAAUUUCACAGAUGAUAACAGCUGUACUAACCAAUCAUCAAUUGCAUUGACAAUUUUUCACAUGGGGGCGCUAACAGGUGAGUGCAAAGAUGCACUCAGUGAAUUAUGAGUUAUUGGUGGUUUAUUUUGAAUGGAACUCUAUAAUAAUCAACCUAUGGUUACCUGAAGGUAGAAAGUAUCUGUAACAAUCUGUAUCUGUAUCUGUAAUUCUAGUCUGAUAUGUGAAGACUGCAAUAUAAGUGACACACACUCAUGAGUGCGGAAACAAAGACAGCAAAAACAGAUCCUUACUUAAUAAAAGCGUUAUCUACUUCAAAACAUGCAAAUCUGUGAGAACAAGGCCAUAACAAUUUUGGUUUUGCAUUUCUCAACUCACUCACACCUGUAGGCCAUUUGUGUAGUGCUUAAUGAAUGCCAAGAAAGCCACAGCGAGAGGAAAACUUGUAUCAGUCUCAGGAUUCUAAGGUUAAAAAAAA